AUGCAUGAGAGUUUUGUACUCAUGGAUAUCCUCAACCGGGAAUAUGAACGAGCUGAAGCAGCAAGUCAAGCAGCUUCUAUGCAAGAGACAGAAACGUUUUGGCGAGGUUUAUUUGAGCAGUUCCAGGUGAAGAUUGUGAGUGAAACUGAUGCCAAAUAUGGAAAACUAGAGAAGGAGUUUUCAGAGGUGAAGAUUGAGCUUUCAGAGCUAAAGCAUUUGCUCUAUCAAUCUUUAACCCAAAGAAGUUCUCAGCAGCCACCAACAAGCUCCAAACCACCAUCUGUUGUUCUUUCUCAGCCAACGAAACCGCAAACAAAGACUGGACAGCCAUCAACCAGCUCCAAACCAACUCCGAAGCAGCAGCCGUUGGUGUCUCAAAGAAAGACUAGAGGGAAAUCAGGCAGCUUGAUAACAGGUCGUACUCAGCCGACAAGAAAGGGAAACAAAACAGAUGUAUCUGCACACAAAGUACAUGAUACUGAUUUAAUGCAAGACAAUAUCCAGGCCUACCUUUUGCAAAAGAUCAGCGACUUAUCUAAAGACUCUUCUGUACCUGUCUUUGAUCAGAAGGCAAGACAGCGGAAAGAGCAUCCUCAGCCGAUAGAGAAGGCCAGCAACAUUAAUGAAAACGUAGAUAACCUUUUGGAUAUAAACCUAACGCAGAGCUCACAGUUUGACAUGGAGGAGAAUACAGAGGACUACUUAUGCAGAAGAUUUGGUGACCUCACUCAAGAAUCCUUUGUGGCCCGGUUUUGA
Microthlaspi erraticum is the source of this 756-nucleotide messenger RNA. NCBI's taxonomy places the organism in Eukaryota, Viridiplantae, Streptophyta, Magnoliopsida, Brassicales, Brassicaceae. The record is from the annotation of a GenBank genome assembly.